AUGCGCGGGUCGGUGCGAACGCGCGCGAGUGAACCGAGCGCCCUGGGGGGACGCGCGCGGUCACCGCAUCGAACGAGCGCGCAGUGGGACCGCGCGAGAGGGGCGAGCGGGCGAAACGCCGGGACGAGCGCGCUGAGCCGAGGGACGACGAGAGAGCCGAUCGAGAGGGAGAGUUUUGGAAGAGGCAUGUCGAGCGCACGCGCGCGGAGCUCGAGCGUGGGCGCGAGAUCGGGUGCGUGCGUGCGGGGAAGGACAACGCGAGACGCGAGCGGUAUACGACACCGCCGGGCGGCGACGAGGACGGGAGCGGUGAAUCAGGAGCGACGGGGUGAGGUCACCAUCGACCUCGAGCCGCGUGAUGGUCCCGCGAAGGAGCAGUUUUACUCGGAAUCGUUCACGGUGACGCAGCGCAUGCGAGUGGACAACGAACUGAGCAUUCGCGUCGAGACGAACGGUGUUCGAUACAAGGUGACCAUCAUGACGGAGAUGGAGUCAAGUAAUUUGCUCUUACACUGGGGAAUAGCCGAGUCGAAAGAUCGUUGGGACGAGUGGAAGUGCCCUCCCGAGCGCCUCAGACCGAAGUCGACGCAGGAAACGGUGGGCGUUUGUCAGACGCGUUUCAGCACUCUGCCGGCGGACCGUUUCGCCAAGGACAAACUCGUCACGGUCAUCGAGGGCGAAGUCAAGGACGAGAUUUACGCCAUUAAUUUCGUUCUUUACGACAAAAAGCUCGAUCAGUGGCUCCACGAUUCCCAGGGAGGGUUCUGGCAUGUCACCUUGCCUCAACCGCCGGAACCAGAAAUAAUUAAGCGCACCAUCACUCUGCUUGAGGACUUCGAAGAACCGUACGAGGUGGAGGAAGAGUACGAAGUCGAAGACGACGAGGAAGAAACACUUGAAGUUAGCGGUGGCGCUAGUGUGGCCACCGCUCAAGGUGAGGUGAGCGCGCCGAUUGAGGAAACGGCGGUGUCGCGUUCGACGACCUCCAACGACGACGCAUGGCGGCGUCUGAUGACGCCUCCCGUCGAACCAAAGCCUUUUAACGCCAACAAGGAUGCCUUAGACGCUAUUGCGAACGAUUUGCUAGGGAAAAUCAAAAAGCACACCAAGUCAUCAGCGCCGGUUGAGGAACGACCCGAAGUUCAGGAGCCAAAGGUUGAUGAGCCCCCGCCUAAGCGCAAGUUGAAGAAGAUGAAAACUCUGAAACGAAAAGUGACCAAGAGUGUCACGAAGCGCAAGGAGGUCACACGCGAAGUUGAGGAAAAGGUACCGGUACAAUUGGUGGAGGGGUCGUGGAUUUUCACCAUUGACAGGAAAGAAAAUGUGCAGAACGAACGAGAGUGCCAAUUCACGAUUGGUGCGCUGGUAGAGAAGGAUCGAAAAGGUGGAGGGGUUCGAAUGCGCGUGGAGGCUGAAGUUCCUUGGGAGGCAGUCUUGCACUGGGGUAUCGUCCCUCGCGGUGCGCGUAACGACAUGUGGUCUUUGCCUCCGGAAGAAUGGCGACCACAAGGCACAGUCGUGUACAAGGACAAGGCUUGUGAGACGCCGAUGUGCAAAUUUGACGCUCCCCUGAUGACGACGAAACCCAUCAGUUUCGUUGAACUUGAGUUGGGCAACGCGCCGACUCAGGUGCGCUUCGUGCUCAAGGAGCAAGGAGGUGGCAAUCGUUGGGUUGAUCUCAACGGCGCCGAUUUUAUCAUUCCGAUGCCGGAGGCUUUCUAUGACCCACCAACGCCCACGUUGGAUCGUUCGCCAACCAUGGAAGAGAUCGUCGUUGCCGAAGCCGCUGCCGCUCGCGCGGCUGAGAUGAAUUUGGAUACUCUGACUGAGAUUGAGAUCGAGCCAGUAGCGUUUGAGACCCCAGUGCAGACCCCAGUGCAAACUCCCGAAGAGAAGAUCUCGAUCGAGGAAGACUUCGUGGCGGCCCCGGCUCGACCUCAGAAGUCUGCCGUUGGUAAUGGUCGAGAAAUUCUUCUCCAAGGUUUCAACUGGGAAUCUUGCAAGAACGGGGCGUGGUACCAAAACGUCGAAAGGCUUGCACCGACCAUCGCACAACUUGGAUUCUCCGUCAUCUGGUUGCCUCCGCCAACAGACAGCGUCAGCCAAGAGGGAUACAUGCCGCGUGAUUACUACUGUUUAGAGUCGCGUUACGGCACGAAAGAUGAGCUCAAGGCGUGCAUCAACGCGUUACACGAAAAUGGUGUAUUGGUUCUUGGUGAUGCUGUACUGAACCAUCGAUGCGCGCACUUCCAAGACGACAAGGGAAUUUGGAACAGGUUCGGCGGAAAGUUGGCGUGGGACGCGAGAGCCAUCGUGUCUGAUGAUCCAAAUUUCCACGGUCAAGGCCAUCGCUCCGAUGGUGACUUUUUCCACGCGGCGCCAAAUGUCGAUCACAGUCAAGCGUUCGUCAAGGCUGAUCUCGAAGACUGGAUGAGCUGGCUGAUGAGGGAGGUUGGUUACGACGGGUGGCGUCUCGACUACGUGCGAGGUUUCUGGGGAGGUCACGUGAAGGAUUAUAUGGAAGCGACGAAUCCUCAGUUUGCGGUGGGCGAGUACUGGGACGCCCUUUCGUACAAGUACGAUAACCCGGAGUACAACCAAGAUGCUCAUCGACAACGGAUUGUGAACUGGCUGAACGCUACUGGAGGCAACGCGAGCGCGUUUGACGUUACCACGAAAGGUAUCUUACACGCCGUUUUCGAACGUCAGGAAUACUGGCGCCUUUCGGACCCGCAAGGGAAGCCUCCGGGCGUCAUGGGCUGGUGGCCGAGUCGAUCGGUAACGUUCAUCGAGAAUCACGAUACAGGAUCGACGCAAGGUCACUGGCGAUUCCCGCGAGGUAAGGAGCUUCAGGGAUACUGCUAUAUCCUCACGCACCCCGGCACGCCAACCGUCUUCUGGGAUCACAUGUUUGAUAAUGAUUGGGGACACCUACAUAAACCCAUAGAGGACAUGAUUCGCAUCCGAAGACAGUCGGGUAUACACUGUCGCAGCGAGGUGAAAAUCGUCAAGUGUGAGCAAACGAUGUACGCCGCGGUUAUCGACAACAAUUUAUUGAUGAAGAUCGGCCCCGGCCACUUCAGCGCCGACGGUAACUGGGAAUUGCAACUGUCCGGACAGGAUUUUGCAAUCUGGCGUAAAAAGGGAGCCGCAUCGACGCGAUGA
Ostreococcus tauri is the source of this 3165-nucleotide messenger RNA. Its product is annotated as Glycosyl hydrolase, family 13, catalytic domain. The transcript has a single exon. The coding region runs from base 1 to 3165 and encodes 1054 amino acids. NCBI's taxonomy places the organism in Eukaryota, Viridiplantae, Chlorophyta, Mamiellophyceae, Mamiellales, Bathycoccaceae. The record is from RefSeq and is a predicted model, not a curated record. Gene Ontology annotation, molecular function: alpha-amylase activity; calcium ion binding. Gene Ontology annotation, biological process: carbohydrate metabolic process.